CUUUGUUCCUGCCGCUUCAGCUUCUCCGGACUUUCUUUCCAUUCCCAUUUCUGAUUAAACACCUAUGAUUUAUUCUCCCCUGUUUAGUUCCUUUUCUUCCCUUUUUUCCCAAAAUACUUGGUUCCCCUUGGUUUAAAUGACACACUUGAACGGCACCGUUGCUUUUGCUUUGAAAGUUUUCUUUCUCCUCCGCAUCACCACCUGCUCUGUUGAAAGACGCUCCUGAAUCAGCAUCGCACCUGCAUCCAGCAUCCCCCCCCCUGAAGCACAGCAGCAUCCGGAGAGCAUCCGAGAUUUAACCAAGACAAUCACACUAGAACACCCGCACAUCCUUCAUGCGCAACGACCGGGCGCAAAAGCGCACACAUAAUACGCACGGUGGAGAUCCGCUCAAGUCGCUGGCACAGGAAAUCUGGACUGGCUUUUGUUUGAACCGUUUUACCUUUGGCAUUCUGAGUGGGGGACCAGGAAAAAGCAGUGGACAAAGUGUGCGGAGUGAAAAGAGGAAAAUCUAGCUUGGGGAUUGAACGCAGCGGGGCAUGUGGAUAUUGGCAUUUCUCUUUCUCCAGAGCAUCCUGAAUGUUUUCGGUGAAGAUCUACGUUCCAGCUUAUAUUUUGUCAAUGCAUCUCUGCAAGAGGUAGUGUUCUCCAGCACCACAGGGGCACUGGUGCCGUGUCCUGCCGCGGCCGUGCCCCCCGCCGCGCUGCGCUGGUACCUCGCCACCGGGGAGGAGAUCUACGAUGUCCCAGGCAUCCGCCAUGUGCACCCCAAUGGCACGCUGCAGAUCUAUGGCUUCCUGCCAUCCAGCUUUAGUAACCUAAUCAAUGACAAUACAUACUACUGCACAGCGGAAAACCCAUCAGGAAAGAUCAGGAGUCAAGAUCUACACAUCAAGGCCGUAUUCCGCGAGCCAUACACAGUGCGGGUGGCUGAUCAGAGAGUCAUGCGAGGGAAUACGGCGGUCUUCAAGUGCAUUAUCCCGGCCUCAGUAGAGGAGUACGUCAGUGUUGUAUCAUGGGAGAAAGACACAGUCUCACUUGUCUCAGGACCAAGAUAUCUUAUUACAUCCAUGGGGGCCUUGUAUAUUCAGGAUGUGCAGUCAGAGGAUGCGGUGAAUAUUUAUCGCUGUACCACGCGGCAUCGAUACACAGGGGAGACCAGACAGAGCAACAGUGCCCGACUGCUUUUAUCAGAACCUGUGGACUCAGCUCCAGUGAUUCUGGAUGGGUUUGAACGGAGGGAGGUUAUGGUGGGUCAUCGGGUGGAGCUCCCAUGUAAAGCAUCCGGUCACCCCACACCCAGGUAUCGCUGGCUGAGGGACAACAGCCCCUUAGAAUCAGACAGCCGGUACCACCAGAGUGUAUCGGGCCUUCUCAUCGAGGCCACACGACCCAGUGAUGCAGGCAGUUAUGUGUGUGAGGUGUGGAACAGCUUCGGGAAUGCCAAAGUGGUCGGACGGCUGGCGGUUAAACAGCCUCUGAAAGCAGUGGUGAGUCCCCGGAAGGUGAGAGGGAGCGUGGGUAGCCAAGUGUCGCUGUUCUGCAGUGUGACUGGCUCUGACGAGUAUGAAAUCACCUGGUACAGGAAUGGUGAGAAGAUCUAUCAGGGUAUAAAUGUACGUAUAACGGGCAUCAACAACGAGAACCUGGUGAUGGAAGGAAUGGCCAAGAGCGAUGGAGGAGCGUAUCAGUGCUUUGCUCGAAAUGGCAAGAUGUCCACCCAAGACUUAGUUCAGGUCGUCUUGGAAGACGGGACUCCAAAAAUCCUCUCUGCCUUCAGCGAGAAGGUGGUGAGCCCGAAUGAGCCCAUAUCACUGGUGUGUCACGUGAAAGGAACCCCCCUCCCCACCAUCACCUGGACGUUGGACGACGACCCUGUCAUCAAAGACAGCAACCACCGCAUGGAUCGCAUCAUCACCACGGAAGGCCACGUGCUCAGCUACCUGAAUGUGUCUCACACACAGGUCACCGAUGGGGGCGUCUAUCGCUGCACCUGCAACAACUCGGCCGGCUCGGUCUCCUACCAGGCUCGAAUAAACGUAAGAGGUGCUGCCAGUAUUCGACCAAUGAAAAAUGUCACUGCCAUCGCUGGAAGGGACACGUACAUUCACUGUCGCAUCAUUGGUUACCCGUACUACUCAAUUAAGUGGUAUAAGGAUUCCAACCUGCUCCCAUUUAACCAUCGCCAACGUGCCUUUGAGAACAACGGCACACUGAAGCUGUCCAAUGUGCAAAACUCGGACGAGGGGGAGUACACAUGCUACGUGUUGGUGGAUCCAGAGAAACAAAUUCACAGGAGCGUCCAUGUGACAGUGAAAGUGCCCCCUCUGAUCCAACACUCCGACUCUCAGAGCGCUUCCAUCGGUCAGCGUGUCUUCAUCCCCUGCGUGGUCAUAUCCGGCGACCUGCCGAUGUCUAUAACCUGGCACAAAGAUGGACGACCAAUCAAUGCCAGCCUGGGUGUCACCAUAGACAACAUAGACUUCACCAGCUCAUUACGCAUUUCAAACCUGUCGGAAAUUCAUAACGGCAGUUACACCUGUAUUGCCCGUAAUGAGGCUGCUGCCGUCGAGCAUAGCAUACAGCUCAUCGUUAAAGUUCCGCCACAUUUUGAGGUACAGCCAAGAGACCAGGAUGGCAUAUAUGGGAAAUCAGUGAUCCUGAAUUGUUCGGCAAAGGGAAACCCAAUCCCCACUAUAGUAUGGAACCACUCAAAAGGUAUGCUAAUCUUGCAUACCGUCAGAGAAGACUCUGGCUUCUUCUCUUGCAUUGCUAUCAACUCUUAUGGUGAAGAUAAAGGAAUCAUUCAGUUGAUAGUACAAGCUCCAUGGGCCUCAUCUCAAAUGACCAAAGACGUCUCCCCUCAGCUGAAUCAGGCCACCAUCAUUGAACUCCACCCUGCUUCCACCUACAACAUCCGCAUGUUUGCCAAAAACCAGAUCGGCGAAAGCAGACCAAGCAAUGAGCUGACCAUCACCACAGAUGAAGCACCACCAGACGGCGCUCCUCAAGACGUGCAGCUGGAAGCAAUCUCAUCCCAAAGCAUCAAAGUCACAUGGAAGCAUUUUGUGUGUGUUGCAGAACUGGGAGAGAUCAGGAACAUCACAACCACCAAGCCUUCACUAGAGUUGGAACGGCUGGAGAAGUACACCAACUACAGUAUCCAGGUCCUGGCCUUCACUCGAGCUGGAGACGGAGUCCGUAGCGAGCAGAUCUACACACGCACCAAAGAGGACGUUCCUGGCCCUCCGGCUGGAGUUAAGGCAGCUGCUUCAACAAGCUCGGUGGUGUUUGUUUCCUGGCUUCCUCCACUCAAACUCAAUGGAAUCAUCCGGAAAUACACCGUCUUCUGUUCCAACCCGUACCCCACGGUGAUCAGUGAGUUUGAGGCUGCACCUGAUGUUUAUUUCCGUCGUUUGACCAACCUGAAUCAGAACUGGCAGUACAGCAUUUGGGUUGUGGCCGUCACUGCGGCGGGCCGUGGGAAUGCCAGUGAAAUUAUCACCGUAGAGCCCCAAGCUAAAGCCCCUGCACGAAUCCUGACGUUCAGCGGCACUGUGACCACCCCCUGGAUGAGGGACAUUGUCCUUCCAUGCAAAGCAGUUGGAGACCCUCCUCCAGCCAUCAAGUGGCUGAAGGGAAAUAAUGGUACACCAGCUCCAGUUUCAAUCGAUGGUCGCCGCAGUGCUCACAGCAAUGGCAGCUUUGUUAUUCGCACUGUCAAAGCAGAGGACUCUGGGUACUACAGAUGUGUUGCCAGUAACAACUGGGGUUCGGAUGAGAUUAUGCUAAACCUUCAGGUCCAAGUACCUCCGGACCAACCGCGCCUCACAGUGACCAAAACCACAACCACCUCUAUCACACUGUCCUGGAUCCCUGGAGACAAUGGAGGAAGCUCCAUCAGAGGCUACAUUCUGCAGUUCUCUGAGGAUAACAGUGAAGAGUGGGGCAGUUUCUCCAUCAGCCCCAGUGAGCGGUCUUACCGUCUAGAAAACCUAAAGUGCGGUACUUGGUACAAAUUUACUCUGACUGCACAAAAUGCAGUUGGACCUGGACGCAUCAGUGAAAUCAUUGAGGCUAAAACCCAUGGGAAAGUAACAUACCCCACUGCCCGCCGCACAGCUAAAGCAGGUCCCGCCACACGCAGUCGAUACGCCAGCCAGUGGACCCUGAACCGACCGCACCCUCCCGUCUCCUCACACACCCUCACUACUGACUGGAGGCUUCCCACACCCCGCGCCACGGGCUCAGUGGACAAAGAGAGUGACAGUUACAGCGUCAGUCCCUCUCAGGACACAGACCGUGCUCGCAGCAGUAUGGUGUCUACAGAAAGCGCCUCCUCCACGUACGAGGAGUUAGCCCGUGCUUACGAACAUGCUAAGAUGGAGGAACAGCUGCGACACGCUAAGUUCACGAUCACAGAAUGUUUCAUCUCAGACACAUCCUCCGAACAGAUGACGGCCGGCACCAAUGAUUACACAGACAGCUUGACGUCCAGCACGCCGUCAGAGUCAGGCAUCUGCAGAUUCACUGCUUCCCCACCCAAACCACAAGACGCCAGCCGGGUCAUGAACAUGGCCGUGCCCAAAGCACACAGACCCGCAGGUGAACUGGUCCAUCUUCCCCCUUACCUACGCAUGGACUUCCUUUUGAACCGGGGAGCAGCCCCUUCAGGUCGAGAGGCCACAGGACAGACUUGUAUGGACCCGCAGAAGAGCCGAAUGGCGAAGCGGCCAGCCUUGCUGGCCCCCACACCCUCCGAGACCCCCUCGUCAGCCCUCUCUUCCUCCGGCCCCCCCAGCAGAGAGGCAGUACAACAGUGGCAGCCGGGAACUGCCUCCACACUGCCACAGCGCGAGCCGGGCGACCUGGCCCAGGCCGCCAAACUCAGCAGCUCCCAGGAGUCACUUCUAGACUCCAGAGGACACCUGAAACAAAGCAACAACCCCUACGCAAAGUCCUACACACUUGUAUAACACAGGACUACAGCUGCGGACCACGUUGCACUGUCACGCACACACAAACACGUGAGGACCUGCUGCAAAGACGAGCGCUUUUCUGAUUCAGAGAUGAGUCCUGUACAUACAUUCUGAAUUCCUAAAGAAGUGGAUAGUUUUCUUUGCAUCUGUCUAUCUAUCUAUCUAUCUAUCUAUCUGUCUGUCUGUCUAUCUAUCUAU
This is a messenger RNA of Sinocyclocheilus grahami, 5177 nucleotides long. RefSeq names its product Down syndrome cell adhesion molecule homolog. Gene Ontology annotation, molecular function: protein binding. Lineage: Eukaryota; Metazoa; Chordata; Actinopteri; Cypriniformes; Cyprinidae. The record is from RefSeq and is a predicted model, not a curated record. Bases 540 to 4976 code for a protein of 1478 amino acids. The transcript has 24 exons.